GGGAGGACGGAUAAACGGCGCAGAGCCACUCACCGGAUUUGAUACCCGAAGGAGGGCAGGAAUGCUACGGUGAUUUCCCUCUCUUCUCUCCCAACACCCACCUCCUCAUCCUCUACCACCUCCUCCUCCUCAUCACUCCUCUUCAUCUCGGAGCCCAGACGCACUCUUGUGUUUUUUAUUGGUUUGCGUUUUUCCAGCGGAUAAGAGAACAUUUCACGCUCCGAGGAGAACCGACUCUUUAUUGCCUCUUCUCCUCCAGAGAGGAACUGGGUUUUCCAUCAGUGGAUGUGUUGGACACCUCAUGUGAGAAGAAGCGAUACUACUUGGAAGAAGUGAACGUUUUCCACUGGCUUGUAUGAAUUGGGGUAGUGGAACAUUUCCCUUGGCUGCGCACGGAGCUCCUCACUUCCAAGGCAGAGCUGUGUCACUGUGCAGAUAAGAACACCAGGGAUGAGCUAAAGGCUCUGUGAUUGGAGGAGAGAGGGAAUGAACAAACUGUGAGAGCGAAGAACCAGGAGACGAAAGGCAGAAGCGUGAAGGAAAUCACCUCGGUGGGGGCGGAGCUCCACUGAGAGGCAGCAGAGAGCCGGAGUGAAGCGCUCGGUGGCUCAGGUCGGAUCAGAAGCCAACGCUGAAGAUGAAGCGCCAGGGCCUCGGGCUCCUGAGGGCCCUGCUGGUGCUGCUGGGAGUGUCUGCGCUCUGCAGCGUGGCGUCAGGAACCCGGAGAGGACACGCUGCCUUGGAUCAGAGGAGCCACAGACACAGAAAUUCAGGUCACUUGUCGUUGCACAGACACAGGCAGCGGACGGGGAAGGAAGGACAGGUGCUGCAUCGGUCCAAACGAGGAUGGGUCUGGAACCAGUUCUUCGUUAUUGAGGAGUACACCGGGCCUGACCCCGUCCUGGUGGGCAGGCUCCACUCAGACGUAGACUCGGGCAAAGGCAGCAUCAAGUACAUCCUCUCCGGCGAAGGCGCUGGGACGAUCUUCGUCAUCGAUGACAAGACGGGAAACAUCCACGCCACGAAGACGCUGGACCGCGAGGAGCAGGCGCAGUACACGCUGACGGCCCAGGCGGUGAACAGAGACACUAACAAGCCUCUGGAGCCUCCGUCAGAGUUCAUAGUGAAAGUUCAGGACAUCAACGAUAAUCCUCCAGAGUUCCUGCACGGGCCGUACUACGCCAGGGUCCCUGAGAUGUCCAACGUUGGAACCUCGGUGAUGCAGGUGACAGCUACAGACGCCGAUGACCCCACCUACGGCAACAGCGCCCGGCUGGUGUACAGCAUCCUGCAAGGACAGCCCUAUUUCUCUGUGGAGUCUCAGACAGGUAUAAUUCGCACCGCCCUGCCGGACAUGGACCGCGAGGCCCGGCAGGAGUACGAGGUCGUCAUCCAGGCCAAAGACAUGGGCGGUCACAUGGGGGGGCUGUCUGGGACCACCGAGGUCACCAUCACCCUCACGGACGUGAACGACAACCCGCCCAAGUUCCCACAGAGCGUGUAUGCCAUGUCCGUGUCGGAGGACAAAGUCCCCGGAGAGGAGGUCGGUCGGCUGAAGGCGAACGACCCCGACCUCGGAGACAACGGGCUGGUGAACUACCGCCUGGUGGACGGAGACGGGAUGAGCAUGUUCGAGCUGACCACUGACUCCGAGACCAGAGAGGCCGUCGUCAAACUGAAGAAGAUGGUGGACUAUGAAACUAAAAGGUUGUACACGUUGAAAGUGGAGGGAGCCAACACCUACAUCGACCCUCAGUACCUGGCCUGGGGGCCUUAUAAGGACGAAGCAACAAUAAAGAUAUCAGUGGAGGAUGCAGAUGAGCCUCCUGUGUUUGUAGCUCCCAGUUACACCUUUGAGGUGGAAGAGAACGCGCCCGAAGGCACCGUGGUGGGACGAGUCCACGCCAAAGACACUGACGUUGCCAACAACCCUGUCAGGUACAUGAUCCCUCGCUACACGGACGUCGAGCAGUUCUUCAACGUGAACGCAGAAGAUGGCAGGAUCACCACCACGAGGCCGCUGGACAGAGAAGCUCAGGCCUGGCACAACAUCUCUGUGUCUGCAACGGAGAUCGGAGGCCACCACCAGGACACAAAAGUGCGUGUUAACAUCAAAGUGAAAGAUGUGAACGACAACUCCCCAGAGUUCGCAACCAACAACGAAGUCCUCAUGUGUGAAACAGUCGCGCCGGGGAAGGUGAUUGAAACAGUCAGUGCCGUGGACAAAGACGAGAUGGUUCACAGGCAACACUUCACAUUCAGCCUCGCUCCCGAAGUCGCCCACAACCACAACUUCUCCCUGAAAGACAACCGAGACAGCACAGCCAGUAUUUAUGUGCUGCGUAAAGGAUUCAGCCGUCUCACCCAGGACGUUUACUACCUUCCCAUCGAGAUAAACGACAACGGCUUACCGUCUUUGAGCAGCACCAACACGCUGACCAUCCGAGUGUGCUCCUGCGACAGCAAGGACACCAUCCUGUCCUGCAACGUGGAGCCCUACGUCCUGCCAGCGGGUCUCAGCACCGGGGCGCUCAUCGCUAUACUGGCCUGUAUCGUCAUCCUGCUCGCGAUCGUGGUGUUGUUUGUUGCACUGAGGCGUCAGAAGAAGGAGCCAUUGAUAAUGUUUGAGGAGGAGGACAUCAGGGAGAACAUCAUCACUUACGAUGACGAGGGCGGCGGCGAGGAGGACACGGAGGCUUUCGACAUCGCCACACUGCAGAACCCAGAUGGUGCAAAUGGUUUCCUGCCAAGGAAGGACAUCAAACCGGAGCUGCAGUAUCCCAUCAGGCCCGGUCUCGGUCACACCGGAGCCAACAGCGUCGACGUGGACGACUUCAUCAAGACUCGGAUCGCAGAGGCCGACUGCGACCCCACCGCCCCUCCCUACGACUCCAUCCAGAUCUACGGCUACGAAGGCAGAGGAUCAUUGGCUGGUUCAUUGAGUUCCCUCGAGUCUGUCACCACAGAGUCGGACUUGGAUUAUGACUAUCUGCAGAGUUGGGGGCCGAGGUUUAAGAAGCUGGCGGAUUUGUACGGGACCAAAGAAGGCUCCAUUGACGAUGCUGAUGACGGUGAAGACUCUUAACAGUGGUCUCACUGAGUGGACGCCCCCCGAUUUCCGAUUUCCUGAUCCCAUGAGGAUUCGCUAACUGAGGAUAACACUUCCCCGGUUGCUGGUUGUUACCGACUGAUCCGUUCACGCCAACCAACGUGAACAGCCCUUCAUUCCCUGGCACCUCCUCGGUCCAACAAGACGAUUUGCUG
Limanda limanda (common dab) is the source of this 3264-nucleotide messenger RNA. It is a transcript of the gene cdh11, whose product is annotated as cadherin 11, type 2, OB-cadherin (osteoblast). NCBI's taxonomy places the organism in Eukaryota, Metazoa, Chordata, Actinopteri, Pleuronectiformes, Pleuronectidae. Gene Ontology annotation, cellular component: catenin complex; plasma membrane; adherens junction. Gene Ontology annotation, biological process: calcium-dependent cell-cell adhesion; cell-cell junction assembly; homophilic cell-cell adhesion. The transcript is spliced from 17 exons. Bases 638 to 3085 code for a protein of 815 amino acids. The record is from RefSeq and is a predicted model, not a curated record. Gene Ontology annotation, molecular function: cadherin binding; calcium ion binding.